Molecule: messenger RNA, 2126 nt
Organism: Annulohypoxylon maeteangense
Lineage: Eukaryota; Fungi; Ascomycota; Sordariomycetes; Xylariales; Hypoxylaceae
Exons: 1
Coding region: 641-1930 (429 amino acids)
Source: RefSeq, a predicted model, not a curated record
UAUUAAUGAAAAGGCAAGCUUCAGGUCGUAAAAUUCCUAAUAGAACAUCUUAAUACUUAGGCACACGCUUAAGGCGGGCUGAGGCAUGAGCCGCUGGUAUCAGUAAGGCAUCGAGAGACAUCCAUCGCAUUAUAAAAUGCGAAGGCGCACGCCGUUCUCUUGCCUCUAUCUUUCAUUCUGCGAAGUUGCAACGCCGUCACAACCAUACCCAACGCCACCGCUGCCCUCUAUCUAUCAUCGAUUACUAUCAAGAUACCCCAUCCCGUCCUUCAUCAGGCAACGUGAGAAUUACCCCUUUGGCGUCCAACGUUAGCAUCGGCGCAUCGAGCUGCCGGUCUGGUUAAUUAGUCUUCUGCAGUCUCAACGUCGCGCUCUCCGUACUUUCCCCUUCCAACGCUGCGUACUAGGGUCAAGCUGCAGCAUCCGCAGCCAGCGAUUACCCUGCCCGUCCCACGUCCGGCUGACUGGGAGAGACGUCGGGCGUCCUCCCAUUCCCGUCUCCAUCACCCGACUACCACUGUUGGCUAAGUCGACGACACACAGAGCCGCUCAGCGGCAUCAAAGCGUCCGGCCGACUCAUCAUUUCCCGCCUUCGGACCAUUGCAAUAAUACCAUCUACUCGUCCCCCAUCCCCACCAACAUGGCCUCCCAGGAAGCGGAGCAACAACAGCUCGCCGACGUGAUCUGCGUCGCAGAAGACGGCACACUGGAGUUGUUGGACGUCCACGAGGUUGAGAAGUACCUGGAUGAACAGCCCGAGCCCGGCGUUGCUGUCGACGCGAUCUUCACGGAGAUCGUCCGUUGCAGAGACUCGCUAGAGUCUUUCCAGGUCUGGGUGUCCAAGAUAUGGGACCUCGUGACGGAGAAGAACUUUUGGAAACGGCCGCAUACUACCUUUGAAGCCUGGAAGGCAGCCAACGGUGCUUGCAAGGAAAUCGCCGGGCAGGGGAGGAGCAUCCGAGACCGGAGAAGGGAGGCGAUCCAAGGCCUUAUGAGACUGGGGGCCUCGGGACCGCGUUUCGAACAGCUGCAGAACUUACGCUCGCGGUCGUUUAUAGAGGCCGUUGAGCGCCAGAUGGCGAUGCAUGGAAUAAGCUAUCCGCUCGUCACGGCGCUAGUAAACAUUAAGGCGUACCAUCGCAUUCAACCGGCCGCGGGCCGAGGUCGCAGGGGCGUCCAGAGGACUCAGUCCGCGCAGCCGUGCGAUGUGACCGACCUGGACGUCGUCACGUACCGAACCAUAAGCGAAGAGGAGAUGGCGGCCGCCAGGGUUGAGAUCGGCCUCGACGGCUUCUUCGUCCGGAAAGGGACCGGAUCCCCGCUCAUAGAAGACGGCAAGUUCGACGAGGCUAUCAAGACCUUCCAGGAAGCCAGGCGCGCUGCUGAGCAGACCUCCAGCCUGGCCAAAUCUAAACCCCCCCAGGGGGAGGGGGAGGGCCGCGACGACGACGACGACGACGAACAACUUGCGGCCAAGAAAGAGAAGCCUGAGAUUGUUUUGCACCGUCAUUUUGUCUUCGUCACCAAGUGCGCUUGCACUGCCGAAGUGCCUGACAAGCUCAAGAACGCCCUGGACGGCCUCGGGUAUGAUUGCGGGUACAAGGACGUCGAGCCAUUGAUGUCCCAAGUCCUCCAGGUUGAUGGCCACUUGUGUAUUCGGCACUGCCAGAUCGUUCUCGUGAACGGCCUAGGAGUGCGAGAGCUGCGAGCCAAACGCGACCUGGGCACUUUACACCAGGAGGUCAGCGGAGCCAUCUACCGGCUGAGAACGAAGACCGAGAAGGAGCCAAGCCAAAAAGAGGCCUUUACCCAGAUGAAGGCGGGCCUCGGGUUCUCGUGGGACGAGACUAAUAAGAUCCCCCUGCCAAAACUAAAGGGCAGGAAGCGGAAGGCCACCGGCUCCAGCGGUUCCUCGAGGAAGAAGAGAUAGUGGCAUCUAUGGAUCCUUUUCCUGCCACUCACAAACGCGUCUCCUCUGCUAUAUGCCAAUGUUGCUGCCGCGACUGGGACAAUCACCACUGCUUGCCGCUCACGUUUACGCCACGAAUUUAUGAUCGUAUCUAGUAUUUAGUAUAGUGGCUUUUUUUAGAGUAGGAUUUAAUGAAAUAAAUUUGAGUAUAUGCCCG